This is a messenger RNA of Rotaria sordida, 1492 nucleotides long. NCBI's taxonomy places the organism in Eukaryota, Metazoa, Rotifera, Eurotatoria, Philodinida, Philodinidae. The record is from the annotation of a GenBank genome assembly.
AUACGGUGAUGCAAAAGCUGAUAUGAUUACUGUAUGUCAAGCAAGUAAUCAUGAUAAUAAAGCUCAAAAGAGAAAAAUAAAUGAUUUUGAAAAAGAUUAUUCUACAGCGAAAGCAGUUUGGUGGUACACAUAUGAUAGUUUUCUAUAUCGAUUAUUAAACAAAGCUUUACGUACACAAGAUAUGGAAAUUAUAUUUAAAUUUCGAUUUUUCAUCAAUGAUCUUCAGAAUGAGAUCGAAAAACUUUACAAUAGAUAUUUAGAUAAGUGUUCUUCUAAACCUAAUCAUCAUUUCAAAGUUUAUCGUAGUCAAAUUUUAAGUAUGACAGAACUUGAUCAACUUAAACAGAAUGUAAAUGAACUUAUUUCGAUGAAUAGUUUCUUAAGCGCUACAUUAAAUCCAGAGGUAGCUGAACUUUAUUCAAGUCCAAAUGAUCAAUUGAAUGAUCCAUCAGCAUUACAAUCUGUAUAUUUCAUAAUUGGUGUUUAUAAUUUAAGUAAACAAACGACACCAUUUGCAUUUAUAGAACAUCAUUCAUGUAAUCCAGAUGAAAAAGAAGUACUUUUUUCAAUGGGUGCUAUUUUCAAAGUUCAAUCAGUGACAAAACAUAGUAACAUGUGGCAUAUUCAUUUACAACUAACUAAUGAGCAAAACCAACUUGGUCAAAAACUCUUAGAUCAUAUGUUGGAACAAAUCAAAUCGGAACCAGGUCCAUUGUCAUUCGGUUGGUUUCUUUUUCGAAUGAGUGAAUUUAACAAAGCUGAACGCUAUGCCCAAUGGAUGAUUCAACAACUUCCACCGAAUUAUAUAGGAAAUGGAGAUGCUUACAAUUUACUUGGCCUCUUUUAUAAAGAUACUAAUAAGUUACAAGAAUCUGUUGAAUCUUAUGAGAAAGCGCUUGAUAUUUAUUCUCGUUUGGGUUAUCACAAUAGUCCUCGAGCUAUUGCUACUCAUUGUAGUCUUGGUUUGGCUUAUUUGGCAUUAGACGAUAAUCGAAGUGCAGAUGAUCAACAAAGACAAGCCGAAGAAAAGUUUGAUUCAUUAUCAACACAGGAUCUAUUACUGAAAUCUAAAGUAGAUGUUCUUAAAGCCAAACUUAUGGCAAGUUAUGGUUGUACAACAGAAGCUUUGGAAAGUUUAGAACAGUCUUUACAGAAUAAAAGAAAGCGAUUACCAGCAAACCAUCCUUCGAUUGGAACAACUCUGAAUGAUAUAGGUAUUGUGCAUGAUAAAAUAAACAAUAAUAUAAAAGCACUUGAAUAUUUUCAACAAGCAUUGAACAUUGGUAAGAAAAGUUUAACAUCCGAUCACUUAGAAUUAGUUGACUAUCAUACAAAUGUUGGUCGUGUGUAUGCUAAACUUAGACAAUUUAAAUUUGCUUUGGAACAAUUCGAAUCAGCACUAACAGUUUUGAUGGAAUACGAUCAACGAGACGAUGAAAGAAUUGCAGAAUUAAAGACAUUUAUCGCCGACAUGAAAACAAAAUUAUGUUAG